Erigeron canadensis is the source of this 1972-nucleotide messenger RNA. RefSeq names its product R-linalool synthase QH1, chloroplastic-like. Lineage: Eukaryota; Viridiplantae; Streptophyta; Magnoliopsida; Asterales; Asteraceae. The record is from RefSeq and is a predicted model, not a curated record. The transcript has 7 exons. Gene Ontology annotation, biological process: diterpenoid biosynthetic process. Gene Ontology annotation, molecular function: magnesium ion binding; terpene synthase activity. Bases 48 to 1766 code for a protein of 572 amino acids.
CCAGCUGUAAUUAGUGCUUCCCAAUUAACAUAUCGAUCACUUUCUUAAUGGCUUCGAUGUUUCCCCAGUGCAAUAGGUCUCUAGAUAGACGUUCUGACAUUUGCAAGCCAAGAGAAUUUUCUACGGUUAAACCAGAGCAAGUUAGACGAUCUGCAAAUUAUCAACCAUCGAUAUGGUCUUUUGAUUAUAUUCAAUCGCUCUCUAGUAAAUACACAGACGAAGAAUAUGCAUCAAGAGCAAACAAUUUGAAGGAAACGGUGAAGGAGAUGAUACAUAAUGCCGGCAAACCAUUGGGUACCCUUGAGCUGGUUGAUGCAUUACAAAGACUUGGAAUAGCGUAUCAUUUUGUUGAUGAAAUAACUGAUGCCAUGGAGGUGAUUUAUGGUGAUUACUUCAAAAAGGAAGACAAGUGGAAUAAGAUGGAUAUCAACCUUAAAGCGCUUGGUUUUAGACUAUUAAGGCAACAUGGUUAUCAUGUUCCUCAAGAGAUAUUUCUGAACUUUAUGGAGAAGAUUCAAGAACUGAAGCCACACUUACACGACGAUAUGGUGGCGAUGUUGAACUUGUACGAGGCAUCUUAUUAUUCUUUCGAGGAUGAAGACAUAUUGGACGAUGCUAAAGACAUAACAACCAAAUAUCUCAAAGAAAAUUUAGAGAAUCUUGAUGAAAAUAUGUUAUCAUUAGUAAAUCACGCUUUGGAGGUUCCAUUGAAUUUGAGUGUAGGAAGGGUGGAAGCACGCUGGUUUAUAAAAGUAUAUGCGAAUAGAGGUCACAUGAAUCCCACGCUGAUCGAGCUUGCAAAAUUGGAUUUUGAUAUGGUCCAGGCUAUCUAUAUUGAAGAUCUAAAACACACAUCAAGGUGGUGGAAAAAUACCAAAUGGGAGAAGAACCUUAGCUUUGCUCGAGACCGGUUGGUGGAGAGUCUUUUGUGGACUACGGGUAUUACUGACAGACCUUGCUUUAGUUUUGCAAGGAGAACACUAACGAAGGUUAUCGUCUUGAUUACUAUUAUUGAUGACAUUUAUGACGUGUAUGGCACUUUGGAUGAGCUUGAGCAAUUCAGUGAUGCUACCAGAAGAUGGGAUAUCAAUGCAAUUAAAGAACUUCCAGAUUAUAUGCAGAUAUGUUUCCUUGGCUUGUACAACACGAUAAACGAUAUCAUUUACAACACACUGACAGACAAAGGCUUACUCAUCACCGAGUACCUAAAAGAAGCAUGGUUAGGUCUUCUCAACGCAUACUUAGUAGAAGCACGGUGGUACCGUGAUGGAUAUAUACCAACAUUUAAAGAGUACUUGGAAAAUGGCCUUAUUUCAAUAUCGUGUCCUUUAGUACUCAUGCAUCUUAUGUUGUCAACGUCAGUUAGUUCGUAUGAAGAAAUCAAGCGAUGCUUGGAAAGAUGUGAAACCUUAUUUCGCUACUCCUCGAUAAUCGGCCGACUUUUUGACGACUUAGGGACAUCCAGAGAUGAAAUGGCGAGAGGGGAUAUUGCAAAAUCAAUCCAGUGUUAUAUGCAUGAGACUGGUGCCACCGAAGAAGAAGCUAGAGCUUAUAUAAAAUCAUAUGUGAUGAAGACUUGGAAGAUACUAAACAAAGAACGGCCACGAGCUGGCGAUUCUCAAUUUUUAAAAGAGUUUUAUGACAAUACAACAAACCUUGUUAAGAUGGCGCAGUUCAUGUACAGUGAUGGAGAUGGUCACGGUCGUCCCGAGGUGGCCGAAUCUCGUAUAGCUUCACUGUUGCUCAAUCCAAUCCAAGGCAUUUAAUAUUAAACGAGUAUGUGUGGACUUCAUAUGCAAUUAUUCAAUGCUCUAAAUAAAGUUAUAUAAUAAAAGAGAUGGGAAUUGACUAAGAUGGUUUAUUAUUUAUUUGUGCCAAUUUUUCUUUGUAGCAAAUUAAUCUGGAAUGUCUAUCUUUGUUGCAAACUUUAAUUUAUACUUUCAUUUUUAUGAAUUUUAUUAAUCGAGUGGUC